Molecule: messenger RNA, 1086 nt
Organism: Caenorhabditis elegans
Lineage: Eukaryota; Metazoa; Nematoda; Chromadorea; Rhabditida; Rhabditidae
Gene: ssr-2
Product: Sperm-Specific family, class R
Exons: 9
Coding region: 1-1008 (335 amino acids)
Cellular component (GO): plasma membrane
Molecular function (GO): GTP binding; GTPase activity
Source: RefSeq, marked reviewed
AUGACUUCAACGCUUCCAUCAACAAUUCCCAAAACCGAGGACGAAAUGUGCGAAGAACGGUACCGUCUGGUGGUGCUGGGUUCUGCGAAAGUGGGAAAAACUAAUAUUAUUCGUCGCUACUUAUAUAAUGAAUUUUCAAGCAAGUAUAAGGAAACGAUUGAGGAUUUACAUUCGAGAGAGUUUCGUAUCCAGGGUGUCCCAUUACCACUAGACAUUUUGGAUACCAACUUCAAUUUUCCCGACAUGAGACGUCUUUCGAUUGCAUCAGCGUCGGCCUUUCUUCUAGUUUUCUCGGUGGACGACGUCACAAGCUUCAAGGAGAUGUCGGAUAUAUGGCAAGAAAUAUGCUCAAGGCGUAGUGAUUUGAAUGAGCUGCCGAUUGUUGUUGUGGGAAACAAAUGCGAUGUUGAAAAUAAGAAGAUAUACGAAGAAACGGCGAAAGCAUUCACAAAUCGCUUAUCGUCCGACGUUCGUUAUAUCGAGGUGUCGGCCAAAGACAAUAUCCGGAUUACCGACGUAUUCCGCACACUGCUCGAAUUAUCCGGUUUCCCACGAUGCAAAGCGGGUGGUGGUCGUCUCGAUGAUGUGGCCGAGGACGAAGAGACCAGGAGCAGCCCAUCGAUCCGUAGAUCGGCAACGGUGCGGGCGAAGUCGACGACUAGGCGGGACCCGAGGAAAACAUUGAUGGAGGAUGAGAAAAACACAGCUUCUACAAAAAACGGCUCACAAUCUGCUCGUGAGCAACCUCAACUUGAUAAGCAGGCUUCUCACCCCGUUCUUGCAGUCCCGCUGCACAUUGGCGAUUUGAAAAGAAACCUUUCUUUAAGAAUGAAGUCACCGCGUAGGGACAAAGAACAAGUCGAGAGGAAGCUGUCGGAUGAGCCUAAAAUUUCACGCAGCUCCAGUCUUAUCCGGAGAACAAAACAUCUAUCUUUGAAAAUGCGUCGUCAUGGAGAAAAGUCAAAUCACGAGGAAAUCGUCGACGAGAGUGAUUGCAAAAUUCAAUAAAUUAUUAUUUUUUUGUAACCAACGAUUUAUCACUGUAUUUAAUUAUAUAUCUUUCUGGGAAGUAAAAUUGUAUUUGGA